GUGGUUGUGGGUGUGGGUAUUAUGAAAUCCCAAUGUAAAUUGUAAUUCCAUUAGAAGUUAAAUAUUUCUCCAUAGUGUUUUGGAAUUACAUUAUUUAAAUCAAUUAACAUUAUUAUAAAUUUAAUGCUGGUUUAAUGGGCUGGCAGCUGAGCGGGCGGAGAUGGCCCGAGACGAGGUGUACCAGCAGGAGUACCGGCAACUGCUGCAGGCGCUCAAGGGGACGGUGGAGGGGCUGCUGAUCAGCCAGGUGUCCAACGUGUGGAACGUGUACGGGGGCCUCAGCCGGCUGCAGAAGGCUGUCGAGCGAAUAUUCAAGCACGGCUGCAGGGUGUUCGACCACCACGGGGACCCGGACUGCUGGGUGUUCAUCCAGGGCCUGAGCUGGCUGAGACCGCCCCUCGCUGCGUCGCCCGUGUUCGGGGGCGAGGGACUCCAGCAGAGGGAGGACAAGGCCUGCGCGUGGCUGCACGACAGCCUGGAGAGCCACUCGCUGUCCCAGAAGCUGGCGUGGCUGCUGUCCGACCGGGAGCACCUGCUCUCCUGCUUCGAGCGGUCGGCGUUCCUCUGCCAGGGGGCGUACGGCGAGGCGACGCUGCUGUGCCUGCGGGCGGUCGAGCAGAGCCGGCCGUCCCUGCUCACCGAGAUCGACCCCGGUCUGUACCUCACCACCUGGAAACACACAGUCUUCAAGAAAUCUCAUCGACGAUGUUCCUCCUUCCCCGAGGUCCAGUACGUUCAGUGGCGCAGUGGCCGGUCGGAGUGCGGCAGCUCGGCCAAACAGCCGUCCGACGACGGUCGCCUCACGCUGCCCUCGCGGGCAUGCGUCAAGGUCGAGGAGUCAGGCGAGACAGUGUCUUGCUCCGUGGACGGCGACAGCCGCGCCAGACUCGCCCGAGAAGACGUGCAGGUCGCAGCAGCACCGACUGCCGAGGCGGAACGUGUCGAUAAAGACCAGGCGCGCCUCGCCAGCAGGAAAGGUGUGAGUGGAGAGUGGGACUUGCGUUUGAAGUCGUGGGGGAGCUGUCCCGGCCUGGUGCAGAGCCUGGCCGGGGUCGACGACGGGGAGAGCGGCGCGACGCCGGCCUCGAAGGCAGUGUCCUUGAGCAGGAACUACUCCGUCCCGACGACGCCCUGCAGGAGGAUGUCGGCCAUGGAGAAGCUCUUGCCGCUGACGAGCCCGGAGCUGUCGCCCAGCGUCCUCGCCGUGGACUACCUCUCGGAGCUGAUGUCCGACACCUCCGGCUCCUCAAGCCACGAGAAGCAGCGGUCUCCCCCAGCGAAACACAGAGAGAAAGAUCCGGCGAGCAAGAUGGGGAGAGCCCCGUGCGAUGAGAACGGCAAGGCGGCGCUGCUCCGACGGCCGAGUGCGGACGCCAGCAACGACAGCUCGGACACCCUGAACCCCGACACGUGCAACGUCAGCGACGAGAGCCACGACGUGAACCGCCUCACGGCGGAGGUCGGGUCCCACGCCCGCCCCUCGGAGCUGAAGCUGACGACCACCGCUUGGGACGAGAGGGACAGCUCGCACUCGGCGGGCGACAGCGGCAUCGACCUGCGCAAGUGCAGGGGUGUCGUCGCCAGCCCCGCGACGGACCCUGCCCGCGAGCCGGGGCAUCUCGUGCCGCCCGCCGAGAGCGGCAACCGCUCCCUCGGGAAGAAGAAGAGCUUCAUCGAGGACGGGGGGAGCAGCGUCCUGCCGAUGGCCACCGGGUUCUUCCCUCGUCCGACGGAGGGCCAGUCCUUGGAGAGUUUCCUGUCCUCGGGCGACUUCUCCCGCCCGUCCGCGGAACUAGACAGGGAGAACGCCCACUUCAGCAUCUCGGAAGCCAUGAUUGCGGCAAUCGAGCAGGUGAAGUGCAACCGGCAGCUGCGGCUGGCGAUGGAGGAGGGGGAGGGGGAGGAGAGCGACGAGGAGAUAAACCACCUGAAGCAACGCAUCCGCCUCCGUCGACGGCAGCGUCAGGAGGAGAAGCAGCGUCACCUGUGGGGCGUCGCCCUCUUCAGCGACACAAAGACAGACACCACUACGACAGACCAGAGCAUCAGCCCCCUGUCUACGUCACCGGGGACGUACUCGGACAGCAUCUCCACGGAUGACGUCGAAGACUUGGAAGUGGAUGAAGUUAAAAACCUCGCACAACUCAAAAAUGCAGGAUUGUCUGUAUCGAUGGCCUCAUUGUAUUCGGAGGCAGACCUGUCGAAGCACCACGUCGCGUCCGCGUCGCCGUCGCCGCGCGGCCACUCGGAGGGCCCGCUGACGGAGUCCGUGGUGUCGGCGGAGGGCGUGGCCCUGUGCCUGAUCCGCCAGUUCAGCGACAAGCAGCUGCCUCGGGCGUCCGACCUGCAGUGGCUGGUCUCGGAGCAGGAGGCGCCCCAGCAGGUCAAUAUCGUUUGUUACGACACCAAUCACAGUGAGUCAGUGCGGAAGCAAGCGCGUCCCGAGGUGGCUACGGGUCAAACAAGGCAACGACUUCUCUCGCAGACGUCCGCCGAUCACAAGGAAGAAACAGCUGGUGCGGGUGUACCUUGUUGCAGUCUGCUGCUGCCGAUGCCGACCAGCUGGCCCGUGAGCCCCGACGAGGCGGAGGACACGGACACGUGCCGGGCCACCCAGCUGCGCGGCACCGUGGAGUGGGCCCCGCCCCGCCCCCAGGUCAUCUUCACCCCUCACCUCGCCCUCCCGCGUAGGGUGCUGAUGGCGAAGCAGAACUACCGGUGUGCCGGCUGCGGCAUGAAGGUCGCCCCGGAGUACGCCCACCGGUUCCGCUACUGCGAGUACCUGGGGCGCUACUUCUGCACGGGCUGCCACACGGGGCAGCUGGCCGUCGUCCCGGGCAAGAUCCUCGCCAAGUGGGACUUCUCCAGGUACCCGGUGUCGACGUUCUCCUACCGCCUCCUGGACCAGAUGAUGUGCGACCCCCUGUUCCGCGUGGGGGACCUCAACUCGGGCCUCUACCGGCGGGCCAAGCAGCUGGAGCGGGUAUACCACUGUCGCCUGCACCUGUUCUACCUCAAGGACUUUGUGCUCACCUGCCGAUUCGCCGACAAGAUCCAGGAAUCGCUGCAGCAGCAACCGACUCACCUCCUGACGGAGUUGGAUGUCUACUCUCUCCAGGACCUCCUGCUGGUGAAGAGCGGGGAGCUUCUGGCUCGGCUCAGGGACCUCACCGCCACUUGCCUGGAGCACGUGGCCCGCUGCCAGCUGUGCCAGGCGCGGGGCUUCGUGUGUGAGCUAUGCCCCUCGAAGGAGGUGAUAUUCCCGUGGCAGCUGGGGAAGGUGUCCCGGUGCGUGUCGUGUGGAGCGUGCUUCCACGCCGCCUGCUCCGGCGCGGCUCCGUGCCCGCGCUGCGCCCGGCUCGAGGCCCGGAGGGGCAAGCCCCCCCUGGAGCCGGCCGUCCGCCUGGCGUAGCGGCGUCGCAGCCGUGACGCCAGCGCUAGGUCCUGUGGCGAGGCGAACGGGCUGGCAGUUAGCCGGACAGGAACACUAGUUAUAUUCACGUGCCGGUACUAGUGGACAGACGUGGGGGGCCACGCGGCUCGGGGUCCUGUCGAAAAGUACCAGCUUCGAGGUUCACGUGCUUCCGCCCCCUAUCCCCCUCCCCCUUUUUUUACGCUGAAUUCGGAGAGGGAACGUAAGACUGUUACAAUUGUCGCGUGAGAGAUAUGCAAUCAGCUGGCACAAAUCAAACUGUGAAACUGUUGAUUUAAAAUGCAUACUAUUGUUAAUCUUCUUUUUUUUUUUUUUUUUUUUUUUUACAUUUCUGUUUUACAGUUUGCCUGUAAUGAAUUUAUAUAAACCUGUCGAUUUGUGUGUCGAAGCACGUGUCAUCACAUAUAUAUAUAUUUUUUUGUUUGAAUGUUAAAAAUAAAGUUAAUAUAUGAUAAAGUGAUUUACUUAGUGCAGAAAAUUUGUUACUAAUUAUGUUUGAACUUUGUUACAUGAAAUAACACUUUGUUUGCAGUGCAAUAGAAUGUAAUGUCAUGGUUGUAGCUUUGAAAGUAAAAUAAGUAAACGUAGGAAUUUUAAGUUUUAUUGCUAUUCACAAAUGCUUAUUAUGACCAGGGAACCUCUAAAAAUUAUUAUUGUUGAAGAUUAUUUUUGGCUGGUAAUAAUUUUGUUACAUACCAACACAAUGCACGUAAUUAUUAUGUUUGUGACGUUUAAUAGUGAUAUUGAUAUUGAAAACUUUUGAAUAUUUAAUAUUGAUUAACGAUUCUCAUAAUGAACGUGAGGGAAACAAAAAUGUUCAAAUUAAUAUAAACUUUUUGAGUGCCUAACAAACUUCAUAAUGUUAAUAUGAAAUGAUUCUAACAGCUUUGAAUUGUUAGCGUUAUAAUCUUUUACCAAGAAAAAAAAUUAAUGUUCAAACUAUCAAAUUCAAAUCUUAAAUUUUAAGAAUCAUGUAACUCCAUCAAUUAUUUCAGUACUACGAGCUGUUAUGUAACCUUGCCCUGUGUCACUUCCAAGAACUCACGUUGCAGUCAGAGUUAGCAAGCAUGAUUCAAUGAGCAAGAUGGUCACCUUUCAGGAUUCGUAUUUUAUUUAAAAAAACAUUUCAGUUAGGAAUAAAUUGUAAGGACAUGGGGAUAUAAGUCCUCAUUGAGUUCUUUAGGUUGAAUGCAUUUACUGGUUUUACACUACGUAGUCUUCCUUGAUUAGGAAUUAAUUUGUUGCUGUGGUUUUUACCCGUGGAAUUAACAGUAGAAAUACAUUGCAUCACUUCUCUAGUGUGCUGAGUAGCAUUCUGAGCGUUGUCACAGUUAGCAACGUCAGUGGGAUGAUUUUCUGUUGGUAAAAUUUUCUGGACUAUAAAACCAUACAUCUUUUUGGAAAAUUAUUUUUUUUAUUUCGAUUACCAAAUCAUAUUUACAUAACUUAAAAUAGGUUGAUCUUGAUGUACAUUGUAUGAUAAUCAAAUUUCGGUUUUACGGUAGGUACUGUUUAAUUUUUGUUUUCUUUACAAUUUUUAGAGGGUAGCAUGGUUCCUACCCAACUUUAAAUUACCGAAGUUCAACGUUAUGUCAUAAAGAAAGACCAAAUUUAUGUUUUAUUUGGUUCUGUUUGCAUAAAAAUGUUAAAAUAUUAGAACUUUAUUGUUUGUUUUGGUGAAAGUGUAACUGAUGGAAAAUGUCCAGUUUUGAUUGCAGAACAUUUUUCAGAUGAGUUACCUGAAAAUGUUUUCAAAAAUGUUGUCUUUGGAAAACUAACAUUGAUAGUCACAUAGGCUUCACAAUCUUAUUUGCGAUAAAAGUAAUUUAAUGUUAUUUCAUAUAAUGUGAAGCUGAACAGUCCUGCAAAACAUCAAAACUGGUCUGUGUAGUAAAUAUUUUCCUGUGUAUGAAGGUAUAAUACAUAUCUUCCUUUUUUUAAAAUAGUUAUGGGUCAAAUCCCAAUUUUCUCUAAUCUGAAUCUCGAAUUCGAAUCCCGGAGAGUACCGAAUCUAGGUGUCAAGGGUCAAAAAUAAAUUAAUGUACAAUAAAUUUAAAAUAUUAACUAUGGUGUUAAAACAUUCUACCCUUUAAAUGUUUGUUUCACAAUUUAAGUUUCCAAGAUCUACAUAUUGUAAUUUUGUUUUAUAUAAUUACAUUUUAAAAGUACAAUAUCUUAGGGUUUAGUAAUAAGAUAGGUAUGAAAAUUAAAAUUUUACUGAGGUUAUCAGUGUUCAAUUUUUUUAAUUUGCUGUAUUUCCUCUAAGUUAAAUCUUUUUUCCUCAAAUAUUGAAUUCUUCAAAUGCUAAGUAUUUUAAUGGUAUUUGAGGAUUAAAUUGGUUCCUCCCCAAUUUAAAAUAAUUAAAUGGACAUAAUGCCACUUCUAGUUUACGAUGUUUGUCCUGGAAACAACUGAAGAACGGACACAAAUAUAAUUACCUACUUACGCACACUGAGAACAUGUAAUGUUACAUCCCUAGACAGAAUUUUGGUGGCAUUUUUUCUAUUACUGAGCUUAGCCAUGUGAAAAAGGUUGGGAUUUUUUUUAUGUGAAAAAAAAGUUCCUAUUUGUAGACAUGUUUUAAAAAUUAAAAUUUGUAACUUAUGCGGUAAGUAAGUGUAUGGAUAUAUUUUUUUCUACAUUUCAUUGUAUAUUGUAGUAUAUUAGCGUUUAAGCUUCUGUAGCCAGACACAAUGAUCUACAAUAGAGCCAGUAGGAUAAUUUCUUACUUUCAGGCUGUGCAAGUUAUUUCUAAUCACGGUGUGAACCGAAUUGUGUGUUUUUCGCCCACUCGGCAAUUGUUUGUGACAGCGACGCUGUCUUAUUUGUCAGCUUUGGCAUUUUAAAACCUGUUUCUGGGGCAGAAACCUCCUCAUAAUUGCAUUAACUUCUUUACUUUCUACAAUAAUCAGGCUUACUUAUCCUCAUGCUUGCAACAUGUAAGAUGGAGAACACAGAUUUUCCAAAGAUGUAUUGUGGGGAGGGGGAGACAAUUUUUUUGAAUGUUACGGCUGGUGAGACACAGGUUGCAUAGAGUUGAAUGUGAAAUACGAACCCAAAACCUGGAGCCAGAUGAUAAAAGGCACAAACAUUUUUUUGCACAAGUAGGACAGAAUGUGAGAAUUACAGCCAUACACAGCGGGUUUGUGGAGACGAGACAAAGGGAAAGAUAUACAUAAUGUUCUUGGCCGAUGCUUAGCUUUACAACUCAUGUUCUUUUGAAGGUGAUGUUUGAUAGCAAGGGACAUAUUUUUAUGCUGCCAUAAAGGUGGAAUCAUUUUCUCUUUGUUAAAUAUUUUUACAAGAUAUUUAACUUUUUUUUUUCUAAUGCUUAUGUGAAAGUUGUUGUUUUCUCGUGAUGUGAAAAUAGUUAUGAUUUAUGUCCAGAUGUGUAUUUAUUAUAAGAGUUAUUGUUUGUGCAGGUGCUUUGAUAGUUACAGGCUCUUAUGAAAUUGUAUAAUUGUUAGGCUUUUGGAAGCCAAAGAGGUGUACGGUAUGUGCACACUAAACAUAUAGUUGUUGUAACAGAUAGUUACCUACUAGAGGCGUAAACAUAAACUGUGAUUAUUCAGCUGUAAGCAGCACAGACUGUAAACCUGGAGGAACGACUGUAGUGUCACAACUCAGCACCUACACGGUGGCAGCAAAGGUAAACUGCUGUAACUGUUGGCAGGCUUAUCAAUUCCCUUUAUAAAUACUGUAGUAUUAGUUUAUCAUAUACAAACUGAAAUUUUGUACAAUUUUUUUUAAUACAGUGAAACCUCAUUAUGAAGUACCUCACGAUAAAGUAUAUAUUUUCAAGUCCAUACAAGAAUUUUUACAUUUAGUAACAGUUCAGUACAAAGUACUUUCAUUGUUAAAUAGGUACUUAAAAGGUGGGUUUUUUCAGGUACGUUGUAAUGAGAUUUCGCUUCAUUUAAAACCAUGAAUUGUAUUUAAUGUUUUUCACAUCUUAUUACUUUAAUGCUAUGUCGUAAUACCCUGGGAGGAUGGAGGAACUCGCAGUAUAAUUUAGUUUCGUAAACACUGCUGCUUAUAUUCAGUUUUUUGUUACAUUUCGCAAUACCUGCAUCUGCAUGAGGAAAGACGGGUAGUAACAUACUUUAAUAAUACGUUGUUUGAAUUUGAGGCUUGCGGUUGCCAUGUAAUGUUAGCAUAGUUCACUCAAAUAGUUUUACAAAUAGUUUACUAUAAUUAGAGACAAGAUUUUAUGGUGAAAUGCAAUGAAAAUUGAAAUAAUACAAAAAACAAAUGCCAGCAUACCAUAGACCACCAAAAUGCAAGUUCACUGUAUCGCACGGAAGUACUUGUUAAAUUGUGAAGUUCUUCAGCAUUUUAGCAAAACUUAAUUCAAAACUGGAACAUGGAAUCUGUAAUUAUAUAUUAAAUUCUAAGCUAGUCAUGAAGCUUGUACCAAAAUAUGUGAAGGCUUGUUAAAGAGUCCAAGGACCCGGAGGAAGAUAAUUUUGUCGGGCCUCCUCCUCAUUACUCGACAUACAAAAAGUUUAAACUAGUGAUGGCCCGAUAUCCAAAAACCCGAUACCGAUACAGAUUCCGAUAUUUCCAAAUUUACUGAUCUGAUACCCGAUACCCGAUAUUCCGAUAAUAGGCCUAUCUCAUUUCUAACCCUGAUUCUAUAAAAUUGUGGUUCUGGAGUACUGUUAUAGACAAUAAUGAAAAAUGUUAAAUAUUAAUAAAACAUACUUAUGUGAAUGUAUAUUAAUUUUAUUAAUUGUAAAAUAUUGUAAAUUCACAUUAAAUGAAAGCUUAUAAUGAAAUUAUCAUAAUGCCUUACAAAUAAACUCUCUAAAUUCAAGGUCUUAAAAAAUUAAAUUGUUUUUCAAGGCCAGGUAAAGCAAAAUUCUGGUGUAGGUAUUACCUACAGUAUGCAAAAAACAUAUUGUAACUACAAGGAAACAAAUUUCAGAUUUUUGUGGAGAAAUGUUAGCAUUUGAAUGUGUUCAGGUGAAAGGCGAUUCCGUUUUUUGGUACAAAUUCCACAUGCAGAUCUAAACAAUUUUUCAGAAUGAAUUGAGGCAGGUGGAAAGCCAAGAUAUAUUCUGGCUAACAAUUUCAGUCUCGGAAAGGUAGAAUUUGCCUUCCAGUACGUCAGUGGGCUGUCAUUCCAUUGUUCAAGUGUAUCACUCCAUUUAUUGGUGCGAAAACACAUUAAAAAUACAUGAAAAGUAAUUUCAAUACAACUUUAAAACGUACUGCAGAGUUUAUAAAACCACACAUUAUGAUUUAUGUUGUUGGCAAUGCACUCAAUAUAGCCAACAUAAUACCUUUGCUGCAAUUUGCCCUACUUAAACACGUUUCAUAUUUUAGCUUUUGUAAAACUUACGUAACGUCUUUAUAGAACAGCAGUUGGCGACCAUGAAACGACACAGAAAGAAAAUGCUUGUUAUAUCAAGCAGCAACUUUAUUCUUCUUCAUGUUUACUUACGGCUAUACCACUUAUUAAAUUAAAUAUCGUAAUUAUUUUUGUUUAUGUUUUCAAUUUAUGUACACUUAGUGAACUUCGAAAAUUCAUCAAGCGAAAACAUUUUGCGAAUAUCUGAAACAAAUAAAUAUGCACUAAUGACUGGGAUUUGUGUACACAUGGAAGAAUUGUACCGUCGGGAUGCAUUGCAGUAUCAGAAAGAAGAAAAAGGCUUGAAAUUGUUUCAGUGUAAAAUAUGCUUGGAAUUACUAGGUAAUAUGGUGACGUGAAGAAAGAUAAAUUACGCCCGCGGAAAAUAAGCUUGGAAUUACGGUUAAGGUUAUGUGAGAAGUAUUAUUGGCGAGAGCAAACAUCGGUUAUAAAAAUAUCGCAAGUAUUUACCGAUGUCCGAUAUUGAAAAAUGUGCCGAUAUUACCGAUCUCUGAUAUCGAAUAUCGGGCCAUCACUAGUUUAAACCCCGAAUUUAAAAGAAAUCUAGAUACUGUAAAAGUUAUUUAUAACCAUAACUGUUGCAUAACUUGUAAGGUUUCCGAUGAAUUUCAUCAGAAAUAGACGUGUAACUAUCAUCCUGUCAAGAUGAACUUGGGCAAAAAAAAAACCUUUGGGACUAAAAUGAGCUUCAAUGGUGAUUGGGCACCGAGGACUUUGCCCUCUGUCCCUCCCACUCGAUGGCCCUGGAUACAUCGACCAAAGAUACAUGAAAAAAAUUAUUUUACAGAAUUUAUUUUAAUGACACUACUGUUGAUACAUUUUUCAAACACAAAUGCUUCCUGGUGUAUUUUUUAGCUCUUAGUAAUUCUGUUCCAGAAUCUUUUUUAUAAUUAUUUAAUUGUAUAAAUGUUUUGUGUAUCACAGUUGAAAACUACACUCCUUGGGUUAAAUAUGUAUAUAUUAAAAAAAAUUUCAGUGACAUUUUUUUUUACUUUUCACUAUAUUCAUGAAUCAGCAGAAUCUAUAAUAAAAAAAUUAACAAUAUCAUUGAAAUCUUCUCUUUAGGAAUAAAAUUAGCCUAAAAUUAAGACCGUAAAAUUUUGUCUCUACUGUAGUAUUUUGAUGAUUGUAAGUGUGUUUACCAUGUUUACCUGAAUAUAAUGCUAUGAUGGUUACCUAAACUGUGGAAACUAAAAGUGGGGGUCGCAUUAUAAUCGCAAAUUUGUAUCUUGCCACUGGGAACAGCUCAGUUGAACUACGGGCUCUGCCUCUUCAAAGUGUCACUUAUGCCACUCUAGUCCGGGGCUUGCUGGACCUGUGCACAGGCUGACAGAUGGGAGAUGCAUGAUGAAGGGGAGGGUGUUUGGUUCCUUCUGCUUCUCUUCCCUGUGGCUGCAGAGGAAGUAUACCCCCCCUCCCACUCUUUAUACCUCCCAGGACCACCCUACUUCACCACAUUCUUAACUUUCUCUCUUUAACUGCAGUCAUAAAACAAUUUUAAAAAAUUUCUAACUGCGACUAGAUGUUUCAAAACAGACUGUGUAAAUUGAUACAAGUGGCACUACAAAGAAUCUAGUAAAUAUGGAAAGAAUCUUAAUAAUUUAAAUAAUAUCAAGUGUAUGUACUUGAAUCACAAUAAAGGCUUUUCCACAAACUUGUCAUCAAAAAUUUAGGGUUAGCAUUAUGUUCAGAGUCACAUUAUAAUUUUCAGGUAAAUAGGUACUAGUUUAUUUUAAUAUUCUCCCAGUCUAUCAGCUUGGUUAUGGCUCAGUUCUGCCCUCCAUGUGGAGUUAUAAUUUUUUUUUAAAUUUUAUAUAUGUUUAAUUAUUUAAGCACCAACCAUUCAGAUUAAUUUUUUGUAGUUAACUUUUGUGCCAGAAGUUUUUUGUGCAUUAUCAGUGAUGAUGUAAUUCUGGAGUAGAGUGAGAAAGUUGGAAUGUGAGAUUUUGAAUCCAAGCCAAACAGCUUCAAUUCCCGGGAAAUCAAAAUCGUCAAUAAGUUGAACAGAUAAAAAUUUAUGUUUUUAUUUUUUAACAGCAAUUAAAGCACCGCCACCUCUAUUCUUCAAAGGACGUAGAGAGUUCCUGUCAUUUCUAAAAAAAAAUCAGGUAUUGGUUUGGAGAAAUUAGUGUCAUGGAUCAUUUAAGUAUCAUAUUUACUUAGUAAUAUGCUAUCUUUGUUAAAAAACAGACUUCAUAAAAAAAAUUAAAACACCACUGAGAUAUCCUACUUUUAAAACCUAAAAAUAAAACCAUAAAAUCUUGUCUCUAAAUAUCAGCUAUUUGUAUGCAGUAAAGUCCAGUUAGUAAAUUUUCACUUGAGAAAACUUCCUGCAUUCCAAAUGUGUUAAACUUACGUUAAGAAACAUUUUAACAGGGUUUUAGUAUUUUAAAAUUUCUGCCUGACUGAUUACAAUGUGAUCACUCACUGUAAUUUACUGUUUUGUAGUGUCUCAGCUGGGUAACUUAAUACUUUAGUUCUGUAUUCCCAUAUUUGAAAUAUUUAUUCAUGAAGAUCGGGAAUUUGAAUAUGGAGGUGUGACAUGUGGUGGCGACUGGCUAAAGCCAGUACGUAGGGCAUGAACGGACUGUGGUUAUUGGAUAAGACGUAUAGGUUAGCAUUCCAUUCACAACCCGUAUAUGGUUGACGACGAAUCUCGACUAAAACACACACCAAAAUUGGUUCGGUUAACUCUCUGGUGUUGGGACAUAGUAAUAUAUUUUAUUUAUUAUUGUAGUGUGAUUAAUAUGUUGUUUGAAACCAAUUUAUUUAUAUUUUUAUGUACUUUUUUCAAACAAAAAUAAAUAUUUCACAUUUUA
Molecule: messenger RNA, 11626 nt
Organism: Bacillus rossius redtenbacheri
Lineage: Eukaryota; Metazoa; Arthropoda; Insecta; Phasmatodea; Bacillidae
Gene: Rubicon
Product: run domain Beclin-1-interacting and cysteine-rich domain-containing protein
Exons: 14
Coding region: 161-3412 (1083 amino acids)
Cellular component (GO): intracellular membrane-bounded organelle
Molecular function (GO): phosphatidylinositol phosphate binding
Source: RefSeq, a predicted model, not a curated record